Bipolaris sorokiniana ND90Pr is the source of this 634-nucleotide messenger RNA. RefSeq lists its product as uncharacterized. NCBI's taxonomy places the organism in Eukaryota, Fungi, Ascomycota, Dothideomycetes, Pleosporales, Pleosporaceae. The record is from RefSeq and is a predicted model, not a curated record. Bases 115 to 378 code for a protein of 87 amino acids. The transcript is spliced from 2 exons.
CCUGUCUACUAAGUCUGCAACAGCCAAAACUCUAUUGUUACCACAAAGCAUCCCAAGCCUAGAAACCGAAAACGCAAAUUACUACCCAGUCAAAACGCGAUCCAGAUAAACAAUAUGCCCAUCGGACAAAAUGAAAGUGGUGUUACCUCUGGUGUGAAGUUUGUAACCUCUACCGUUGGAAACACUGUUGGGGGUGUCACAAACACUUUGGGUGGCGUAGUUGGUGCCCUAGGGAGAGGCGUUGGUGAGACGGUUGAGGGCGCCACAGGCAGUGCUGGCCGGCCCGUCGCCAGGGGCCUCGCAGAUGUAGCUACGAGCAUUGAAAAGGGCGCAAACGAUGUCGCAGGAGGUGUGAAACGUGCUGGCGAAGGAAAAUAGAUUGAGCGGGCUUGAACAAUGCGGGGGAAGCGAAGGCUGGAAAAUGGACCCAGCAAGUGGACCAUGACACCAGAUUGAUUCUCUUUUUUUGGUUGGCAUAAAUUGAGACUAAUGUUCGAUACCCCAAACAGCUCAUAGUGUGUCUAUUGGUACGGCGCAGUCAUCGCGCGUUUAACCUAGAGGUGUUGGUGUGACACCGGCGUGAGAUGCUAACGUGCCAAUAUACUAACCGCAGUCAGUUCCAUGAAUACUCAGU